CCCGAAGGGGGCGGGGCCAGCCUGAGAACCAGCCCCGAAGAGGUCACAUGAUAAGCGCGGGGGAGGUCAGCUGACCGGAAGUGGCGCGUGCGGAGGAACGCGGCGGGUCGCUGCCAUGGAGCGAUACGAUAAAGCGGCGCCCCCGGAGCUCGGGCAAAAUGAGGGUUCCUUAACAUCAACUCUAAGAACGCUUCUGUUCUUCACCGCUCUGAUGAUCUUAUUACCUAUUGGGCUGUACUUCUCUUCAAAGGCUUAUGUAUUUGAAGGUACCUUGGGAAUGUCCAACAGAGACAGCUAUUUUUAUGCUGCCAUCGUCGCUGUAGUUACUGUUCAUGUGGUACUUGCUCUCUUUGUCUAUGUAGCUUGGAAUGAAGGGUCUCGACAGUGGCGUGAAGGCAAGCAGGAUUAAAGCAAGCAUCGCCAUCUGAUAUCCACAGACUGAAGACUGGAUAUUUGUGGAUGGAGUGAAAAACAUUCUUGUGCUGUAUACACGUACAAAGUAGAAGUUAAUGCCUCUGGGCUCUGAAUGCCUGUGUAUGAAUAGUCCAAGAGUCGUGCUCAUCUCAGCUGAAUACUAGUAAUUUGUCGAAGGGUGACAAUUUAUAAUUUAAAUCAACCUCAACUUGGCAAUGUUGGAGGGGCCUUCACCUGAAAUUGGAGUGGAGUGACUAGAAGGAAUGUGGAUUUUGUAUGUGUACAAUAAGUAUGGGGUUUUUUACAGUUAGUUCUGACCUGCUAUAAACAAGAUGUAAAGAAAUUGAGACACAAAUACGGGUCAGUUAUGAAGCAAAAUUAUAUAUUACUGGCGUUAAGUUACCAGUUAAAAAGGCUGAGUAACGUCCUAGUAGGACUAAAACAGAAUAGAUUUGAUUCCCACUUGCUCUUGGUGGAUGCUCAGUUUUAAAAACAUGGAAUCAAAUUGAGCCUCCCUUUGUGCUACUCCAGCCAUAGUAGCAUGAGUGUACAGUUUACAUUUUUAGUGGAAGAAUAAGGAGAGAAUGUUUCUUACAUAAUACUAAAAGGCAGCUCUUGAGAGCUAAAGAUCUUGCAUAUUGGAGAGGGGCUUGUUAAUGUUUUAUCGGAACCGAGCUAUCAGAACAACAGAAUAGAGGAUGCUCUCUUAAAAUUUCACUAUCAAACACAUCUCAAGCUCACUGAAAAUCAGUAGCUUGCAUCAAAACAUUGUUUUCUGACUCUUACCAUCCUUUCUAGGAAAAGUUAUUUCAUAAACUACAAGGAACCAUGUAAUGGGGUGUCUUACUGCUUCAAUAAACUAUGGCAAAUGCAUUUGAGGGAUUAUACUGCAGCUGGGGUGGUGUACUUAAGGUUUAAGACCAAAUGGAUAUGAGUAACCUCCCAAGAAAUGCAAUAAAUCUCCAAAAUGGCAUGUCUGGGAAUAAUGUCAUAGCAGUGUAGCAAGGUAGACAGAAAAUUCAGUUGGUGUUUUCUAUUUCAUAGUAAACCAUUUUUAGAUUAUCAUUUUAAUUUUGGCUUGUUGCAUGUUUUACUGACUUUUCUCCCAACUGAUACUUUCAAUAUUUCUAGAAGAUUUCUGUAGUCCUGACCUGCUCAUACUUCCGUUCUUACCACCUGGAAGCUUUGAUGUAAAGGAGAACUGCCUAUUAUUUUUCUUUCUGGUGAUCAUACUAAGUUGCAGUUGCUCUUAAACAAUUCUCGCUUUCAUCCAUCUGCCACCACUAAUUGAGUGUGUUGGAUAUUUCUUAUGGUGCGAUCAUGGACAAAAUACAUUGAAGAGUGUGUUUGGGAGAUGUGCUGGAGGAACAAGUGAGGUUUAAGGGGAGAAAGCCAGCCAAAGCGAUACUCUUAAUUUUUGUCCACUAUUAAACAAAACAUAAUGGUGA
This is a messenger RNA of Chrysemys picta bellii (western painted turtle), 1862 nucleotides long. It is a transcript of the gene VMA21, whose product is annotated as vacuolar ATPase assembly factor VMA21. Gene Ontology annotation, biological process: vacuolar proton-transporting V-type ATPase complex assembly. Gene Ontology annotation, cellular component: endoplasmic reticulum membrane. NCBI's taxonomy places the organism in Eukaryota, Metazoa, Chordata, Testudines, Emydidae. The record is from RefSeq and is a predicted model, not a curated record.